AGUUGGGUUUUCUUGAUCCUGCUGCUUAUAACUUCCCUUUCUUUUUUCUUUCUCCUUACAGUUUUAGUUUCUUUUUCUUGUUUCUUGGUUCUAUCUGCUGCUUCUUCUUCUUCUUCUUCUUCUAUCUUAUUUAAGUUGAAUCUUGAUCUUCUACCUGCAUGUACAAGUACUACUGUAUCCAGCUGACUAACUACAGCCGUUAAUUACUUGAUCCUGAGGAGCAUGGGUGAUCAAGAUCAAUCUUCUGCUGCUUAUAUUCACAUGGUGCACCACCUUAUAGAAGAGUGCAUCGUAUUCAACAUGACCAAAGAAGAGUGCAUGCAAGCUCUUUCCAAGCAUGCUAAUAUCAACCCUCUCAUCACUUCCACAGUGUGGAAUGAGUUGGAGAAAGAGAACAAGGAGUUUUUCGAGUCCUAUAAGAAGAAAAAAGAAGAAAGAAGUGACAAAGCAGAAGAGCCAAAGCAUGAUUGCUGAAUCUUCCAUAAUCGAUAUUAAUGAAUAAGACUACCAUUCUCUUUCUUUCUACCUAGUGCUGGAUUGCUUCCAAAUAUUUUUGAAUCUCACAUUUUCAAAAUAAAAUUUAUGACAAAAAUUAAAAAGAAAUUAUGUUCCUUGUUUA
Molecule: messenger RNA, 619 nt
Organism: Mercurialis annua (annual mercury)
Lineage: Eukaryota; Viridiplantae; Streptophyta; Magnoliopsida; Malpighiales; Euphorbiaceae
Exons: 3
Coding region: 223-474 (83 amino acids)
Biological process (GO): developmental process
Source: RefSeq, a predicted model, not a curated record